UCACUUAUUCAUGCAAAAAUUAUUUAUUGUAUACUUACCCAGGCAUUGGGGAUACAGCCUUAAAAAAGAUUACGACUCUGCCCUCACAAAGCUUGCAUUCUUGAGAGGGAGACUGAUAAUAAGCAACAAAUCCAAAACAUUGUUUCAGACAGUGAUGAGUGCUGAGAAGGAAAUAAAGCAAGGCCAAGUCUUUAUAGAGUGUUUGUGGCUAUUUUAGAUGUAUGGUCAGACAAGGGUUCUUUGCAGAGGUGACAUAUGAGCCGAGACUUAAAUGACAAGAUGGAAUCAGUAGGCAAAGCACUAAGCAGAAGAAACAGUUCUUGUGCGAGGAGCGAGCAAAAGGAAUGAUUAACAAUGAUGGAUGGAACUUGGCGACUUCCGGGAACAGCAUGAAGGCCUUUGUGACCAAAACAUGAUGAGUAUGUGCUGAUGAGGUCCCAGAGUUAGGCAAGGAGUUUCAUUUUUUAUUCUAAGUGCAGUUGGUAUCCACUGGAAGUUUCAAGUAGAGCGUGGAUUGUGAGGGAUGUAAUAACAACAGACAGUUUAAAAUACAAUAUUGUACUUCGAUUUGACUUCUUCGAAACCUAGUUUCCAAUUCCAGUGCUGGUCAAACAACACCCUGGCCGUCCCUGUUUGAGCAGGCUGUUUGCGCUUGUCGCGGCUUGUUUGUCCCUGGCGCCCCGCUGUUGAAAGCCUGGGAGCGUGUGACAGUUGGCAGGCGCAGUGAGGCGCAGUCCGAGCCAAGUCAAUGCAGGGGCCGGGGCUGAGGGAGGGGAAGAGGCAGAGGAGGCGGUGAUGGCGCGCUGGGAGGGCGGCGGCCUCUGCAGCGAGGGUGGUGGCGAUGCGCAUACCGAGAGAAGAAGGAAGCGGUCCCCGACGAGCCUCCUCGGGGCUUAUGGGGCCCCUGGCGGUUCGGCCUCGGAGGCUAGCGGGGCUGCCCGAUUUGGCACUGGAAACAAUGGUGGUUCGGGGCUGGAGGCAAUGGCGCGAGUGCUGGGGUGCAGGGGCGACUAGGGGAGUUUCGGUUUCUCGGGCCUAGCGCCGCGGAGCCUUGCUGCGGGCCCCAGUGGUGGCACCCCCGGGAACCGCAGGUGUUGAUUUAAGGCUCGGAACAGGCGGGCCUUCUGCCCACAUCCUGCGGCGCCCGCGACCCGGGCCGGGCGAUCCGGCGCCGGGUUUUGUUAUCCGCCCGCACCUAGAGGCCGCGCCCGCAGCCGCCAGCCCCGGGACUGGACCCCAGGGCGCCCUCGGCCCUGCGGGGUCCCCGCCCUCUCUUCUGUCUCCUCCUCACCGCCCUCCUGGGGCACUCUGAUGCGGGCGGGCAUCUCUGCCGAAAACACCUACAGCGCCCGCUCCCUUGGUCCUUCGAGCAGUGAUCCCUCCGCGGCCAACCUCCCCAGGGAAACCAGCGAUUCGCGGUUCGGAUAGCGACCUUCGCCCCCAGGUUCCUGCUCUGCCUUCAGACUUCGGCUUCAGUGGCACCUGCUCAGCGAGGCCUCGUCUCACCAAGCCAUCCGAAUUAACUGCCCACUCACUCGCCAUCACAUCACCCCGAUUUAAUGCGCAGCGGGGCACUGACUUUACACUCGUGUGUCUUCUGUGUUUAUUUAUGGUCUGUUUCUGGAAUGUCCGCUCCUGGGACUGGGACCAUGUUUUUCUGGCGCAGUGCGGGUGUCUCGGCGUCCAGGAUCGGGCGGGUCGCAGUAGGGCUCCACAUUUGUUGAGUGACUGAACACGGUUCCCGGCCGGGGAGAGCGCCGCAGCCGGGUCCACUUCAGGCAGGGGCUGGGCUUUCCCGGCCCCGCCUAGGCCCCGCCCCCAGCGCGAACCCGCUCCCACCUCGCCUGUCCGCGGAGCAGCCGGGGGUUUGACUGUGCUUUUCCUUCUUGCUUCCCUCGCUCUUUCUGCAGCCGCCACGAAAACCCGGAACGGCGGAGCCACCGAGCGGCGGAGCGGAGCCGCCCCUCGCGGCACCUCCCUGGCAGCCCUUGGAGGCCGCGCUGGGCAUGCUCAGUCGGCUGGGCCGCCUCAGCUCUCGGAGUAGGAAGCUCGGGCGCUCCGGCUGUAAGGAGCCGCGGCGGGGGGAAAAUGGAGCCCUUCACCAAUGAUCGGCUUCAGCUCCCCAGGAAUAUGAUUGAAAACAGCAUGUUUGAGGAAGAACCAGAUGUGGUGGAUUUAGCCAAAGAGCCUUGUUUACAUCCUCUAGAGCCUGAUGAGGUGGAAUAUGAGCCCCGGGGUUCCCGACUGCUGGUGCGGGGUCUUGGUGAGCAUGAGAUGGAGGAGGAUGAAGAGGAUUAUGAGUCAUCAGCAAAGCUGCUGGGCAUGUCCUUCAUGAAUAGAAGCUCAGGCCUUCGGAACAGUGCAACUGGUUACAGGCAGAGCCCAGAUGGGGCUUGUUCAGUACCCUCUGCAAGGACCAUGGUGGUCUGUGCUUUUGUCAUUGUGGUUGCUGUUUCUGUAAUCAUGGUGAUUUAUUUACUGCCCAGAUGUACCUUUACCAAAGAAGGCUGCCAUAAAAAAAACCAGUCAAUUGGACUAAUUCAGCCAUUUGCAACAAAUGGGAAAUUGUUUCCAUGGGCACAGAUCAGGCUUCCCACUGCCGUUGUGCCACUACGCUAUGAACUCAACCUACACCCGAACCUAACCUCGAUGACAUUCAGGGGUUCUGUGACAAUUUCAGUUCAGGCUCUUCAGGUCACAUGGAAUAUCAUUCUUCAUAGCACAGGUCAUAAUAUUUCAAGAGUGACCUUUAUGUCAGCAGUUUCAAGCCAAGAAAAACAAGCUGAGAUCCUGGAAUAUGCAUAUCAUGGACAGAUCGCCAUUGUUGCCCCCGAAGCUCUUCUAGCAGGGCACAAUUAUACAUUGAAGAUAGAGUACUCGGCAAAUAUAUCUAGUUCUUACUAUGGGUUUUAUGGCUUCUCCUACACAGAUGAAAGUAAUGAGAAAAAGUACUUUGCAGCAACUCAGUUUGAACCCCUGGCAGCAAGAUCUGCUUUUCCUUGUUUUGAUGAACCAGCAUUUAAAGCCACUUUUAUCAUCAGGAUCAUAAGGGAUGAGCAAUACACCGCUUUAUCAAAUAUGCCUAAGAAGUCAUCAGUCGUUCUAGACGAUGGACUUGUUCAGGAUGAGUUUUCUGAGAGUGUGAAGAUGAGCACUUACUUGGUUGCUUUCAUUGUGGGAGAGAUGAAGAACCUGAGUCAGGACGUAAAUGGAACCCUGGUUUCUAUAUAUGCUGUACCAGAAAAGAUUGGUCAAGUUCACUAUGCGUUGGAAACAACUGUGAAGCUUCUUGAGUUUUUUCAAAACUACUUUGAAAUUCAGUACCCACUUAAGAAAUUGGAUUUGGUGGCUAUUCCUGACUUUGAAGCAGGAGCAAUGGAAAAUUGGGGUUUGCUCACCUUCCGAGAGGAGACACUUCUGUAUGACAAUAACACUUCUUCAAUGGCGGAUAGAAAGCUGGUGACUAAAAUCAUUGCUCAUGAGCUGGCCCACCAGUGGUUUGGCAAUCUGGUAACAAUGAAGUGGUGGAAUGAUCUAUGGCUAAAUGAAGGUUUUGCCACUUUCAUGGAGUAUUUCUCUUUGGAAAAAAUAUUCAAAGAGCUUUCUAGUUAUGAAGAUUUCUUAGAUGCUCGAUUUAAAACCAUGAAGAAAGAUUCCUUAAAUUCAUCUCAUCCAAUAUCAUCAUCUGUUCAGUCUUCAGAACAAAUUGAAGAAAUGUUUGAUUCUCUUUCCUAUUUUAAGGGAGCUUCUCUCUUGUUGAUGCUGAAAACUUACCUUAGUGAAGAUGUGUUUCAACAUGCUGUUGUCCUUUACCUGCAUAAUCACAGCUAUGCAUCCAUUCAAAGUGAUGAUCUGUGGGAUAGUUUUAAUGAGGUCACAAACCAAACACUGGAUGUAAAGAGAAUGAUGAAAACCUGGACCCUGCAGAAAGGAUUUCCUUUAGUGACUGUUCAAAAGAAAGGAAAGGAACUUUUUAUACAACAAGAGAGAUUCUUUUUAAAUAUGAAGCCUGAAAUUCAGCCUUCAGAUACAAGCUACCUGUGGCAUAUUCCACUAUCCUAUGUCACUGAAGGAAGAAAUUAUUCAAAAUAUCAAUCGGUAUCAUUACUGGAUAAGAAAUCAGGUGUCAUCAAUCUUACAGAAGAAGUGCUGUGGGUCAAAGUGAAUAUAAACAUGAAUGGUUAUUAUAUUGUACACUAUGCAGAUGAUGAUUGGGAAGCACUAAUCCAUCAGUUGAAAAUAAAUCCUUAUGUUCUGAGUGACAAAGACCGAGCCAACCUUAUCAACAACAUCUUUGAACUUGCAGGCCUAGGCAAGGUACCUCUCAAGAGGGCCUUUGAUUUGAUUAAUUAUCUUGGAAAUGAGAACCAUACUGCACCCAUCACCGAAGCCCUGUUUCAGACAGACCUCAUCUAUAACCUCCUUGAGAAACUGGGAUACAUGGAUCUGGCCUCAAGACUGGUGACCAGGGUAUUUAAAUUACUUCAAAACCAAAUUCAACAACAAACUUGGACUGAUGAGGGCACUCCAUCUAUGCGAGAGCUUCGGUCAGCCCUGCUAGAGUUUGCUUGCACCCACAACCUGGGGAACUGCUCUACUACUGCCAUGAAACUGUUUGAUGACUGGAUGGCAUCCAAUGGAACUCAGAGCCUACCUACUGAUGUCAUGACAACUGUGUUCAAAGUUGGAGCAAAAACUGACAAAGGCUGGUCAUUCCUUUUGGGCAAAUACAUUUCUAUAGGCUCUGAAGCAGAGAAGAACAAAAUACUAGAAGCACUUGCCAGCUCAGAGGAUGUGCGGAAGCUUUACUGGUUAAUGAAAAGUAGCCUGAAUGGAGAUAACUUCCGAACACAGAAGCUGUCUUUUAUCAUUAGAACAGUGGGUCGACAUUUUCCUGGACACUUACUGGCAUGGGAUUUUGUCAAAGAGAACUGGAAUAAGCUUGUACAGAAGUUCCCUCUGGGGUCCUAUACCAUACAAAAUAUUGUUGCUGGAUCAACUUACCUGUUUUCAACAAAGACACAUUUAUCUGAGGUUCAGGCAUUCUUUGAAAAUCAGUCAGAGGCAACCUUCCGGCUUCGUUGUGUCCAGGAGGCUUUGGAAGUCAUUCAGUUGAAUAUCCAGUGGAUGGAGAAGAACCUCAAAAGUCUCACAUGGUGGCUGUAGCAUGCACAACCGCACCUCAUUUUCUUGCCCAUUCAGAGAGCUUGUAAGCUUGGGCUCUGCCGCUUUUGCAAAAGCCAAGGUAAAGCCAGGAUCGCUGCCGAGUUGUUUGCACUCUUUGGAGUUCUAGUUAGCUCAGGGCCUGACUGUAUUUUUCAUCCAUCUUUUCUGAAGUGUCUUUGGGCAGUAUGUAGUUAUUUAUUACAAAAUUAUAUUCACCUAAAUGCCAACCAUCUACAAAAACAAUGAGUAAUUUUUCUACUUUGAAGAUACACAGAUGGGGAAAAAAACCCUGUUUUGGAAUUCUGUUCUAUUCCUCAGUAUCCAGAAAGUUACUGACACAGUAAAACAAGGAAAGUUCUACCCUAAGAGCCGCCAUCACUGCAGGCCGCUGGUUUGUCAGCCGUCUGUUGCUUCUUAUUGAUAGAUGGCAUUGGAAUGUGGUACAAAGUUAGCUCUGAAGAAUAUGGUAACGAAGACAAUAAAGCAUGCACUGUAAGAACUGACCUCAGGUGUGCAGAUCUACUUUGAUUUGGGGUUUUGAUUAAUUCUUUAUUUUUCUGAAAAAAAGUUUAAAUAAUGUCUGUAACUAUUGUGUUUUUUUCCUGCCGAAUAGCCAGGUGCUACAGAUUUUUAAAAUUUUUGUUGUAUUGAAAAGCUAAACAAGGCCAAAAGGUUAAAUUUUUUGAAUAUUUAAGACUUUCUUUUUCAUCUUUUAUAGCGUUACCAUAGGAAACUGUUCCAAACUGAGUUAGCUUUAAUUAUAAUUAUUUUAUUCAUAAAUGGUGAUAGUCCCCAAAUCUGUACACCUUUAUCACUCCCUUCCGUAGAUAUACUUUAGGUUAGUAUUUCUACAUUCGUGGCAAGCAUUUUGGUAACACCAGUGGUUUUCAUUGUGACUUUUAUCACUAUUACUAAGAAUGCAAUUUAAGUUGCCUUUUGGCAUCAUAGAUCAUAGAAACCUUCUCUCUGAAUCAUACCCAUGUGUGAAUUUUCAUUUUAUAUGAUAGUGUAGCAUAUUAGAAGCAUAUUUUAAAACAGAGCCUUUGAGAAAUUGAAAAACAAUUAUUUGAAGUUCACCAUAGUACCUUAAAGGAACAAAGAGAAUGUGAGAUAGGAGUAACUUGAAUUCGUGUUUAGUACGGUGGGCUUUGAAUUUUUUUCACUAUCAAAAAUAGUGCUUUUGUUUAGUUAAAAAUUGUAGUUUUUCUUUUUUUGUGUGUCCAAACUAACAUAAAAGGAGUGGUCAAAGAAGGAAAGAAGAAAAAUGAGGGAGGAUGUCCGAAACUGUAUGGCAUUUUACUCCUUCUGAAAGAGAAAUACUGUACUUGAAUUUUUGAGCUAUGCAGACUUAUACCUAGAUUGUUGUGUUUCUUUGAUUCUUAGGAGAAAAGCUUACUUCCUAAUAAUUCUUGAGAACUUUAUAUUUUGUUUGAAAACAGUUUCUAUGUACAUAAAAAGGGUAGUCACCCAUUUGUGAGCACUUAAAACACUCCACAGAGUCAGACAGUGGGAAAGGUCACCCUUUUUUUAUUCAGCAGGUAUCAAGUUAGAAUGUAUGGAAUUGUGAAUAAAAUUAUAUUUUAUUUUAUGAAAAUAUUUUUAUAUAAUAAAAUUUAAAAGGCUGGUAAGCUAAAAAAAAAA
Messenger RNA from Gorilla gorilla gorilla (western lowland gorilla), 6807 nucleotides. It is a transcript of the gene LNPEP, whose product is annotated as leucyl and cystinyl aminopeptidase. Gene Ontology annotation, biological process: regulation of blood pressure; proteolysis; peptide catabolic process. Lineage: Eukaryota; Metazoa; Chordata; Mammalia; Primates; Hominidae. Gene Ontology annotation, molecular function: peptide binding; metalloaminopeptidase activity; zinc ion binding. The record is from RefSeq and is a predicted model, not a curated record. Gene Ontology annotation, cellular component: cytoplasm; plasma membrane. Bases 2089 to 5166 code for a protein of 1025 amino acids. The transcript has 18 exons.